Molecule: messenger RNA, 1398 nt
Organism: Penicillium psychrosexuale
Lineage: Eukaryota; Fungi; Ascomycota; Eurotiomycetes; Eurotiales; Aspergillaceae
Product: Zn(II)2Cys6 transcription factor domain-containing protein
Exons: 2
Coding region: 1-1398 (465 amino acids)
Biological process (GO): positive regulation of transcription by RNA polymerase II
Cellular component (GO): nucleus
Molecular function (GO): sequence-specific DNA binding; DNA-binding transcription factor activity, RNA polymerase II-specific; zinc ion binding
Source: RefSeq, a predicted model, not a curated record
AUGGCUGAGGCCUCUACCAAGAGGUCUCUCCAGUCUAACGGUCAACUACUUCCCAACCAAAAGAUGCGCACAACAUGUAACGCCUGCCAGCAAGCGAAGAUACGGUGUAGCCACACCUACCCAUGUGACCGUUGCGAGAGUCAUGGGUAUGAGUGUGUCUAUUCAAUCUCGCAGCCGUUGGGCCGGCCGGCCAAGAGAAAGAUGAUUCGGCCGGCAGCAGCAGGGGCAGGCAUCAAGAUGCGUAGAAAGGAGGUGGAGGGAGUUGACCGUCCGACUCGGCGAAGUGCGGGGAGGGCACCGAGGCCAGCCCCAGAAGAGAGGGCGCAGAGGGCGCGCAGGGUCCCGAGUCGGAUCCCGAGUCCAACUACAUCGUCCGGCUCGGGUCCCAGCUCAAGGGAAGAGUCGUACAAGAGCGACUCUAGCACCGGCACUGAAGUUACACCGCCAGAGGGAGACUUUCAGUGGUCGAGUUUCACAAAGUUGCUCUCGGAUGUUCCCGGAAACCACAAAAUUGGACAAGGGAUCCAGGACCAAAAGUUCGUUAACGCAAACGAGGCCAAUAACCACGUCGAUCCAGGAUUUUCGGAUACCAGCCUGGAGAGCUCGUUUGAACGAAAUGACGGAUUCGAAAGUUCUGGGGGUCCCCGUUUUCCUGAGCCGCGUGUUGACUAUUCCACACAGUGUUAUACUUCCCACAUCGGUCUGAUGGUCGAUGAACCCCCCAUUGGAGGGUUCCUCCACACCGCUGCGCCGGGCACCCAGUAUGGGUCACUCUUUCGAGGUGGUGCAAUUUACCCGUUCAGCCUCGCACCGAACGCAAUUCAGGUCUCCGGAACAGUACGGGAUCCGGCUAGAAUCAUGGAAUUGCCCUCCAAUGAAAUCUGUCACGAACCGGCAGAUACUGAUUCCAGUCAAUCUCUCCCAUUGAAAGAGAUCGACCUUGAGGCACUGCCGGAAGACGCUUCUUCCCUUCACUGCAACUGUUAUGCCCAGGCAUUCAGUGAAGUCAUGCAAUCGGAGGAGGUGAAUGGGUCGAACAAGAUAUUGCUCCACCUGGAAAGGGUGCAGCAACAGGGAGUGGUCAUUCUUCAAUGUCAAGUAUGCUUUGCUUCAAACGCCAGGGCUAACAUUCUCACCUUAUUAGUCAUGGCGAUUGAGAAAGCGGCACGGGCGUUGAAGGUGAGGGCCAAAUUGGCCACCACCUCGGUGCAAGGGGGGGUUUGUUCCGUGUGGGGAGAGGAGGACAUUAGCCAGAUGCGCCGCUGUCUGUCUCAUCUGUCAAUUAUUGUCCGUUUCAUCCACCAAGAUCUCCACUGUGCCUCGCCUUCAAAAUGGCAUCUGGUGAUGGCGGACGAGACAGAUCGUCGGCUGCAGUCGAUUAUUCGAAUUUUCGAGUGA